CUCUGUCUCUCGCUCUCUCUCGUUCUCUCUCGACACUUUUACUCUUCCGUUCAAUUUCUGUUUCGGUAAGUUAAGCCGUAGUUAACCGGAAUUGGACAAAGAACUUGAAACUGACACGCUGAAAAGAGGGAGAAAACUAGGUGAUUGAGUUCAUUUCCUUUUUAAUGAAAGCUAUAUCGCCAGAUUCUUCUUUGUUUUUUGUUUUUAAGUUGCUCAGGUUGCUGAAGGGAGUUGUGUUAUUAUUAUUUUUUUUUUUUGGAAAUAUUGUGAACCGAAUAUAUGGGAUCAGAUUCUUUUCAGUGCGGGGCUAAGCUAAUGAUAAUGUAUUUGAACCCAUAGUGUGGCGUGUAGAUCAUGUGAUGGAAGAUGUGAAAAUUACAGUUGGUGGGGUCAAUGAUCGGUAUUUAGUUCAGGGACGGCGGAGGAUAAGCGACAAUUUGCUGUUAGAGAUAUUCCUGGCAAAGUGUUGUCUAAAGUGACCACAAUGCCAGUAGACAUUUCACAUGGAGAUAAAAUUGAGUCAAGUUCAAGUAAGUUUAGGAUAGAAAGGUCAAAGACAGAGAGGCUCAGACACUUAAGUCCUGAAGAUGCAGCACAAAUUUUUGAUGACAAAAUUCCUGUUCAGGAUAAGCUUAAAUUGUUGAACAGAAUAGCUACUGUUAAAGAUGAUGGAACUGUAGAAUUUGAAGUUCCUGUAGAUGUUGAACCCGAGGCAAUUGUUACUCAAUCCACUCAAGUAAAUCAUGUUGUUGAUGAUUCACUUGAUGCAACGGACUUUCAUUACAUCCCACCAUUGAAUAUAGUCAUGCUUAUAGUUGGUACACGAGGAGAUGUGCAACCAUUUAUUGCAAUAGGCAAACGAUUGCAGGACUAUGGCCAUCGAGUUAGAUUAGCAACCCAUUCAAAUUUUAAGGAGUUUGUUUUGACAGCGGGGUUGGAGUUUUAUCCAUUAGGCGGUGAUCCUAAAGUUCUGGCUGGUUAUAUGGUUAAAAAUAAGGGCUUUCUGCCAUCAGGACCUUCUGAGAUACCUAUUCAGCGAAAUCAAAUGAAAGAAAUUAUUAACUCUCUGCUUCCUGCUUGUAAAGAACCAGAUAUUGAUUCUGGUGUGCCCUUUAAAGCAGAUGCAAUCAUUGCCAAUCCCCCUGCCUAUGGGCAUACCCAUGUGGCAGAGGCACUUAAAAUUCCAAUUCAUAUUUUUUUCACGAUGCCAUGGACGCCAACUACUGAAUUUCCACAUCCUCUGUCACGUGUAAAGCAACAGGCUGGUUAUAGGCUUUCGUAUCAAAUAGUUGACUCUUUAAUUUGGCUUGGAAUACGGGACAUGAUUAAUGAUCUUAGGAAGAAAAAGUUGAAGCUACGACCAGUCACUUAUUUAAGUGGCUCACAGGGCUCUGAGACUGAGAUUCCACAUGCAUACAUAUGGAGUCCACAUCUUGUUCCUAAACCAAAAGAUUGGGGACCAAAAAUUGAUGUAGUAGGAUUUUGCUUUCUUGAUCUUGCAUCAAACUAUGAACCACCCGAGUCCCUUGUAAAAUGGCUUGGAGAUGGCGAUAAACCUAUUUACAUUGGAUUUGGUAGCCUGCCUGUUCAAGAACCAAAAAAGAUGACAGAAAUAAUUGUAGAUGCACUGGAGACCACUGGACAGAGAGGCAUAAUCAAUAAAGGAUGGGGAGGACUUGGGAAUUUGACAGAACCAAAGGACUCAAUAUACUUAUUGGAUAAUUGCCCUCAUGAUUGGCUUUUCUUGCAUUGCAAGGCAGUGGUUCAUCACGGGGGUGCUGGAACAACAGCUGCAGGGCUCAAAGCUGCCUGCCCAACAACGAUAGUUCCCUUUUUCGGCGAUCAACCAUUUUGGGGUGAUAGAGUACAUGCUAGAGGAGUUGGUCCUCCACCUAUUCCAGUUGAUGAGUUUUCGCUUCCCAAGUUGGUUGGUGCAAUAGAAUUUAUGCUAGAUCCUAAGGUAAAGGAACGUGCAGUUGAACUUGCUAAGGCCAUGGAAAAUGAGGAUGGAGUGACGGGAGCUGUGAAAGCAUUUUUUAAGCAGCUUCCUCAAAAAAAAUCAGACGCUGAUGCAGAACCGCAACCAUCUAGUUUUUUAUCUUUAAGAAGAUGUUUUGGUUGUUCUUGAUUCGAAUGCAGUUGAUCAAGGCCAACCUUUUUUUUAGUGAAUCGCAAAUAUUUACUGCAUUUAUUAGAUUUGCUCGACUUGUCACCCUGUCAGGUGAUUGUAUAAUUCUGUGCAUGCUUCUAUUCUCACUGUUUAAGUUGAGUUUCAAUAUGUAAGUAAAUUUUCUGUGGCUUUUAAUUGAUGUUAUGUGCUCACAAUGUGUUUGUGUUCUGUAUCAGUCUUGGAAAAUAAUAAUCAAAUAAUCAUACAUAACGGACAUUGCUAACUGUUCUGUGCAUGCCUCUAUUCUUUUCAUCCCGACAUAACCCAAUAGCAUCUCU
Molecule: messenger RNA, 2448 nt
Organism: Vigna radiata var. radiata (mung bean)
Lineage: Eukaryota; Viridiplantae; Streptophyta; Magnoliopsida; Fabales; Fabaceae
Product: sterol 3-beta-glucosyltransferase UGT80A2
Exons: 14
Coding region: 485-2128 (547 amino acids)
Biological process (GO): carbohydrate metabolic process
Molecular function (GO): UDP-glycosyltransferase activity; hexosyltransferase activity
Source: RefSeq, a predicted model, not a curated record